AUGUGCACCAACAUAGUUUACGAGUGGCUGAAAGCGCUGCCUCCUCAGUACGCCGAGUCCUUCGUGGAUAACGGCUACGAUGACCUGGAAGUGUGCAAACAGAUCGGGGACCCGGACCUGGACGCCAUCGGGGUGCUGGCGCCCGCGCACCGCCGCCGCAUCCUGGAGGCUGUGCGUCGGCUGCGGGAGCAGGACGCCGCCGCCGCCGGCCUCUACUUCACUCUCGAGCCGCAGCCGGCGUCCCCCGCGCCCCCAGCGGAUGCCAUGCCCCCAGGCCGCCGGGGGGAGCCGUGCGGCGGCCUGGCCCAGGGCACUCGCGGGGACCCCCGCGGCCAGACGGCAGUCCCCCGCAACAGGGAGCUAGUGAGCUACCCCAAACUGAAGCUGAAGAUCAUGAUCAGGGAUAAGCUUGUCCGCGAUGGAAUCCACCUGAGCAAGCCCCCGUACUCCCGCAAGGUCCCAAUGGCCGGCAUCCUAGAGUACUUAAUGAAUUGGCCGAAGUCUUCACAGAACCGCUAG
This is a messenger RNA of Castor canadensis (American beaver), 519 nucleotides long. It is a transcript of the gene Samd5, whose product is annotated as sterile alpha motif domain containing 5. NCBI's taxonomy places the organism in Eukaryota, Metazoa, Chordata, Mammalia, Rodentia, Castoridae. Gene Ontology annotation, molecular function: protein binding. The record is from RefSeq and is a predicted model, not a curated record.